This is a messenger RNA of Dromiciops gliroides (monito del monte), 663 nucleotides long. Its product is annotated as keratin-associated protein 4-3-like. NCBI's taxonomy places the organism in Eukaryota, Metazoa, Chordata, Mammalia, Microbiotheria, Microbiotheriidae. The coding region runs from base 4 to 663 and encodes 219 amino acids. The record is from RefSeq and is a predicted model, not a curated record. Gene Ontology annotation, cellular component: keratin filament. The transcript has a single exon.
ACCAUGGUCAGCUCCUGUUGUGGCUCCACCUGCUCUGGCCAGAGCUGUGGCUCUGGCUGCUGUUCCCCCUGCUGCUGCAGGCCUGCCUGCUGCUUACGACCUGCCUGCUACCAGAGCACCUGCUGCAGCACCAACUGCUACAGGCCCACCUGCAUUGUGUCCACCUGCUGCCGCCCCACCUGCUGUGGGUCCAGCUGUUGCCAGCCAAGUUGCUGCAGACCAAGGUGCUGCCAGUCUGUGUGCUGCCAACCAACCUGCUGCCGCCCCAGCUGCUGCCAGCCCUGCUGCCGCCCCAGCUGCUGUGUGUCCAGCUGCUGCCAGCCCUGUUGUCGCCCCAGCUGCUGUAUUUCUAGUUGCUGCCGUCCCAGUUGCUGCCAGCCCUGCUGCCGCCCCAGCUGCUGUGUGUCCAGCUGCUGCCAGCCCUGUUGUCGCCCCAGCUGCUGUAUUUCUAGUUGCUGCCGUCCCAGUUGCUGCCAGCCCUGCUGCCGCCCCAGCUGCUCUGUGUCCAGCUGCUGCCAGCCCUGUUGUCGCCCCAGCUGCUGUAUUUCUAGUUGCUGCCGUCCCAGUUGCUGCCAGCCUUGCUGUCGCCCCACCUGCUGCCAGACCACCUGCUGCAGAACUACUUGUUGCCGCCCAGCUUGCUGUGGCUCCUCCUGCUGCUGA